AUGGGCCUCUUCGCUCCCGAAAAGGUCUGGAUGAAGGUCACGGCCAAGAACGGCGCCAUCGUGCGCGAGACGCAGGGCAUGACGAGCGAGGUCGUCACGGAGCUCGCCUGCGGCACGCUCGUCGUCGUCGACCGCCACGUGAUCAUCAAGCACAAGAACAAGGACAUCAAGCGCGUCAAGAUCACGGUGCCCAACGAGGGCUGGAUGUCGGCCAAGAGCCUGCGCGUGUCCGAGGAGAAGCACGGCGCCGGCGCGGCCAAGCCCAAGGCCGGCGGGCGCAAGCCCUGCGCGGACCCGGACGACGAGAACGUGGCCCUCAUGAAGGAGCUCCACGCGCGGAAGCGCGCGCAGGCCAAGGAGCGCGACGCGCACCUGAGCGACGCGGACGUCGUCGCGCGCGUGUCGAAGGCGCUCGCGGCGUCGGCCGGCGGCGCGGACGUCGCGUCGCGGACGGCGAUCGCGGGCAACCGGAACGAGCCCGCCAAGGCCGUCGUGCUGGGCUACUUCGGCGCGCGCGUCGACCUCCUGACGGCCUUUGCGUCCCACUGGCGCGACCGGCGCUUCGGCGUCCUGACGUACGUGCCGUCGCCGGGCGACGACUACGACGAGCGGCGCGAGUACGUCGCGGACUACGUCAGAGGCGCGGACCGCGUCGUCUUCCACGCGUUGAGCAACAACGGCUACGCCUUCCUCAACCACCUCUUCCGGGACGAGCAGUUCGCCGAGGCCCUGAAGGGCCGGGCCUUCGUCGUGCUCGACUCGUGCCCCGAGGUGCCCAAGGCGGAGGACGGCUACCGCGCGACGGUCGUCCGCGCGGUGACGGCCAUGGUCUGCCAGGCCAACGACGAGGCGCCGGACGCCAAGCACCCGCGCUACCACCCGGAGGUGGCCAAGCAGCUCGCGACGUUCCCCGUCCAGGGCCACGCGCUCGGCGGCGACGCGAUCCCGCGGUGGGUCCCGCUCCUCGUCGUCUACUCGGAGGCCGACGCCGUCAUCGCCCACGGCGAGAUCGACGCCUACGUGGAUUCGCGCGACGACGCGACGGGCAUUUUGAAGUUCUCGGACACGCCCCACGUCACGGGCUUCGCGCUCCGCCCGCGGCGCUACGCGGCGUCGCUCGACAACCUGCUCAACGGCUUCUACAUCCCCCCCAAGGCCAAGCCCCUCUACUUCGCCAACACGCGACUGGGCCUCCGGCGCGCGAACACCUACGCCAACGGCGAGGCGAGCCACGACCACCACGACCAGGGCGGCGACGGCGGCGGCAUCAACUUCUACGACGGCACGAGCGCGCAGCCGACCAUGUCCAUGGGGCCCGGCGGCACGACGGCCGUCGGCGGCGGCAUCAGCGGCGGCCACCCGGUCCUCAGCGGCGGCGGCCUCGGCCCGAACUCGGGCGUCCAAAACCCCUUCGAGGGCCGCGGCAACGUCCAGCAGCUCCCCGGCGGCAAGGGCUUCGUCAUGAGCCGCUAG
Aureococcus anophagefferens is the source of this 1473-nucleotide messenger RNA. RefSeq lists its product as hypothetical. Bases 1 to 1473 code for a protein of 490 amino acids. Lineage: Eukaryota; Pelagophyceae; Pelagomonadales; Pelagomonadaceae. The record is from RefSeq and is a predicted model, not a curated record. The transcript has a single exon.